ACGCUGGUCCAUGAGGCCCCGCCCCGCCUGCAUCCGCACCUCUGUCAGACGCGUAGAUUGGCGUGCUGAGAUGUCGCUUUCCGCAAUGAGGACUGAUGGAAUUUAUUCUUAAGUCAAACUAAAGAGGGAAAAACAUGUCCGAAGUAAGAAAAUUCACAAAAAGGUUGAGCAAACCUGGAACGGCUGCGGAGCUCAGACAAAGUGUGUCGGAGGCGGUGAGGACGUCCAUUGCUGUGGAGCAGCCGAAGAUCAUCGAGCCACUGGACUAUGAGAAUGUGGUGUUCCAGAGGAAAGCUCAGAUCCACAGUGAUCCACAGAGAGACCUGCUGGUGUGGCCAGCUGAUGAUGUAUCAGAAGCACAGAUUCAACGUCAAAGGAGGACCAUUGUUCCCUCAGUUCCUCAAAAUGCUGAGAAAGAAGCAAAAAGCCUGUUUGCCAAAGAGUGCAUUAAGAUGUACAACACCAACUGGCACGUCAUCAACUAUAAUUACGAGGCCUUCUCUGGAGACUUCCGGACACUGCCCUGUAAAGGCAUGAAGAUGGAAAAGCUUCCCAACCAAGUGUUUGAGGUGGAUGAAGGGGAGGAGGAUUCAUCAUCUCUUUGCUCUCAGAGAGGAGGUGUAAUGAAGCAGGGCUGGCUGCAGAAGGCCAACAUCAACAGCAGUCUGUCUGUCUCCAUGAAGGUGUUCAAGAGGAGGUAUUUCUACCUGUCUCAGCUCCCUGAUGGCUCCUACAUACUGAAUUCAUAUAAAGAUGAGAAAAACUACAAAGAAUCAAAAGGCUCCAUCUAUCUGGACUCUUGUAUAGAUGUAGUUCCGUGUCCUAAGAUGAAGCGUAACAGCUUUGAGCUGAAGAUGCAGGACCGUUACAGUCACUAUCUGGCGGCGGACAGCGAGGCUGAGAUGGAGGAGUGGGUGAAUACGCUGAAACAGGGUUUACUGAGCAUGUUGGAUGACAGGAGGAACGGAUCAGAACCUUCUGAAGGUUCUCUGGAUGACGACAGCAGUAGCCAGGGGAGACCAGAGAACAUUGCAGAGAGCUUUGGCCGGAGUCUUCAUCCAGAGCUAAUGAAGUAUGCCAGAGAAACCGACCAGCUGAAUAAAAUGAGCAGGAAUGAAAGUCGGCAGAAGAUCUUCACCCUCGAUCCUGAGAUGCAGAGAUUAGAUUUCUCAGGCAUCGAGCCUGACGUGAAGCCAUUUGAAGAGAGAUUUGGCCGAAGAAUCAUGGUUAGCUGUCACGACUUGACCUUCAGCCUGCAAGGAUGUGUCAGUGAGAAGAAUGAUGGCAUCCUAACCAACGUAGAGCCAUUCUUCAUCAGCCUAGCGUUGUUUGAUCUGUCCAAAGGAUGUAAGAUCUCUGCAGACUUUCACGUUGACCUCAAUCCACCCUGUGUGAGGGAAAUGCUUCAAGAAGGUUCUCCUGGGACGCCAAAAGAACCAGAAGGAGGAGAUGGAAAUGAAACAGUCAGGGUAAACGGACACGGUCUGCCGGUUCUCCAGAGGGUCGCGGAGUCUCUUAUACGCUUCCCCUCUCAGGGUAUUUUCUCCGUUACCAACCCCCACACAGACAUCUUCCUGCUGGCACGGGUGGAAAAGGUCUUACAGAAUGGCAUCACCCAUUGCACUGAGCCCUACAUUAAGACCUCUGACAUCAGCAAGACAGUGCAGAAAGUCCUGAAGACUGCCAAGCAGACGUGCCAACGGCUGGGCCAGUACCGGAUGCCCUUCGCUUGGGCUGCCAAACAGGUGUUCAAAGAUUACCAAGGCAGUUUAGACAUUGAGGGGAAGUUCUCUCCACUCUACCGCCAAGACAGUAGCAAGAUAUCCACUGAAGACCUUAUCAAACUGCUGACAGAUCUCAAAAAACCAGAGAAGAACAAACUGCAGAUAAUCCCUGGACAAAUUAACAUCACUGUUGAGUGCGUGCCUCCAGACUUGUCAAACUCUGUCACAUCAUCUUAUAUUCCUGUGAAGCCGUUUGAGGAGCAGUGUGAGAGGGUGUCCGUGGAAGUGGAGGAGUUUGUCCCAGAAGAGGCCAGAUACAACCACCCAUUCACCAUCUACAAGAACCAUCUCUAUGUCUAUCCUCAGCAGCUAAAAUACGACAAUCAGAAGACAUUUGCCAAGGCUCGAAACAUUGCAGUUUGUGUUCAGUUCAAGGAUUCUGAUGAUGAAGGAGCCGCCCCAUUGAAGUGCAUCUAUGGCAAGCCAGGGGUUCCACUUUAUACCACCAGUGCUUUUGCUGCAGUUUUGCAUCACAAUCAGUGUCCAGAGUUUUAUGAUGAGAUUAAAAUCGAGCUUCCUGUUCAUGUCCAUGAGAAGCAUCACAUUCUAUUUACUUUCAACCACAUAAGCUGUGAGGUUGGCAACAAAACCCCCACCAAGAAACGGGAUGGAGUGGAAACACUGGUGGGUUAUUCCUGGACUCCUUUAUUGAAGGAUGGCAGAAUACAGUCCUCAGAACUACAGCUUCCGGUGUCUGCUAAUCUACCAGCUGGGUACAUAUAUGACAAAGGCCAAGACUCAAAAAAGUCUUCCCCAGACAUCAAAUGGGUGGAGAAUGCCAAACCAUUAUUUAGAGUCCGAGCGUAUGUAGCAUCAACAAUUUACACUCAGGAUUUGCACCUCCACAAUUUCUUCCAGUAUAGCCAGCUGAUGAGGUCAACAUCACAGGGCAAUCCCGCUGAACUCAUCAAGUACCUAAAGUGCCUACAUGCAGUAGAGACUCAGGUCAGCAUCAAGUUUCUGCCUACGGUGCUCGUUCAGCUCUUUGAGAUCCUCACGAUGGCAAGCAAAGAGAGUCGAGAUAUUGCUGUAAACUCCACACGGGUAAUCAUUCACAUAGUGUCUCAGUGUCAUGAGGAGGGACUGGAGCACUACUUGCGCGCUUUUCUGAAGUACGUGUUUCGGAUCAACAACGCAACUUCAGAAAACUCGGUGACGACACAUGAAGUUUUGGCUACAGCAGUGACUGUCAUCCUCAAACAAACUGCAGACUUCAACACCUGCAACAAACUCCUCAAGUAUUCCUGGUUCUUCUUUGAGACCAUGGCCAAGUCAAUGGCACAAUACCUCCAGAAUGGUAACAGAAUGAAAAUGCCUCGAGCGCAGAGGUUUCCAGAAUCAUUCCACCAAGCACUGCAGUCCCUGUUGUUGUCGAUCAUGCCUCACAUCACUAUACGCUAUGUGGAGAUCCCAGAGGAGGCCCGCUGCGUCAACUUUAGCCUGGCCUGCUUCAUCAAGCGCUGCCUUACGUUCAUGAACCGAGGAUUUGCUUUCAGUUUGAUAAAUGACUACAUGUGUGGCUACAGCCUGAAAGAUCCAAAGGCACUUACAGAGAUGAAGUUUGAUUUCCUCAUGACGGUGUGCAACCACGAGCACUACAUUCCUCUAAACCUGCCCAUGGCGUUCGGCCGAACCAAGUUGCAGCGAGUCCAAGAUCAGAGUUUGGAGUACAGCCUGACCGAGGAUUAUUGCAAAAACCAUUUCCUGGUGGGUCUGCUUCUGCGAGAGGUUGCCGAUGGACUCCAGGGCUGCCCAGAGAUCAGACAGCUGGCUGUGGCUGCACUCAAGAACCUCAUGAUCAAACAUGCCAUGGACGACAGAUACAAUGCUUUUAAGAACCAUCAGGCCCGCAUCUGUCUGCUGUACCUGCCACUCUUUGAGCUACUCUACCAGAACCUGAGCCACAUGAACAGCCCAGGGCAACUCUGCAGAAAUGGCCUCGGCUUCAUGUACCGGGAUGAUUUGUCAGUGGACAGCCGCAGAAGCAGCACAAUCAUUGAUAAGGAACCUACCGGCGUCAUCACUCAGAAUGGACAUGUUAGGAAAGGGGAGUCCAGAGGCUCUAUGUAUGGAGAUCCUGGCACUCCAGACGUCAAUGAGUUACACAGGCGCGGUUCCACUAUGAGCAAUGUACCCGCCACUGGCCGUUUGGGGCAGUAUGAGAUCAGAGGGCUGCUUCUGUGUUUCCUGCAUAUUGUAAGAACUUUGUCAGAUGACACACUGAUGGCCUACUGGUCUAAAGUCAAUCCACAAGACGUCAUGAACUUCCUCAGUCUGCUUGAGAUCUGCAUAGUCCAGUUCCGUUAUGUGGGCAAGCGAAACAUCAGCCGAAGCCAGGAACCCUGGGUGUCGAAACUCUUCUCAUCUGACAGGAAGUCUCAGACCAUGCCGGUGCUGCGAGGUCGAGGAAGCCUAAUGCAAGCAAAGCUGCAGCAGUUCAGCACUAUGGACACCUCAUUAACCCUGAACAUGGCUGGAGGUCCUACAGAAGCAGAGACAAACCAUCAGUCUUUGCUUGAGGGGAAUAUGUCGACAGAGGCCUGCCUUACUGUGCUGGAUGUCCUCUCACUCUUCACUCAGUGCUUCAAGAAUCAACUGCUGGACAGUGAUGGUCACAAUGCUCUGAUGACGAAGGUCUUUGACACGUACCUCACUUUAUUAAAAGCCGGACAAUCAGAAACAGCAAUCAAACACAUCUUUGCCUCUCUGCGAGCCUUUAUCAUCAAGUUCCAGGUUCCCCUUUUUAAGGGCCGUGUAACUCUGUGUGGUUCGCUGUGUUAUGAAGUCUUGAAGUGCUGCAUGUCUAAACUAAGUGUCCUACGUGGGGAAGCGUCUGCCCUUCUUUACUUGCUCAUGAGGAACAAUUUUGAGUACACCAAGAGGAAAAGCUUCCUGCGCAUGCACUUACAGAUCAUCAUCGCUGUGAGCCAGCUUAUCGCUGAUGUGGCGCUGACAGGCAGCUCACGUUUCCAGGAGUCACUGUCCAUCAUCAACAACUUUGCCAACAGUGAUAAAGCCAUGAAGACCACAACGUUUCCAUCUGAAGUGAAGUGUCUGACGAUGAGAAUUCGUACGGUUUUGAUGGCCACUGCUCAGAUGCGUGAGCACGAAAAAGACCCAGAAAUGCUGCUCGACCUUCAGUACAGUCUCGCCCAAUCGUACGCCAGCACUCCGGAGCUCAGGCGGACAUGGCUGGACAGCAUGGCACGAGCACACAGCAAGAAUGGAGACUUUUCGGAGGCUGCUAUGUGUAAUGUUCAUGUUGCUGCAUUGGUGGCAGAGUAUUUGCACAGGAAAAAGCAGUUCCCAAGUGGACUGGCAGCUUUUAAGAAAACCACCCACAACAUUGAUGAAGAAGGAGCAAUGAAAGAAGACGUAGGGAUGCAAGAUGUGUACUACACUGAGGAUGUCCUGGUUGAGCAGUUGGAGGUAUGUGUUGAGGGUCUGUGGAAAGCCGAGAGGUUUGAGCUCAUAACACACAUUGCGAGACUCAUCAUUCCCAUUUACGAGAAACGGCACAAGUUUGAGAAACUGAGGCGAUUGUAUGACACACUGCAGCGAGCUUAUGCGAAGAUAUUAGAGGUGAUGCAGUCUGGCCGACGUCUGCUGGGGACUUACUUUAGAGUCGCCUUUUAUGGGCAGGGCUUCUUUGAAGAAGAGGAUGGAAAAGAAUACAUCUACAAAGAGCCAAAGCUAACAGGUCUGCCUGAAAUUUCCCUUCGCCUGAUAAGUCUCUACGGAGAAAAGUUUGGAGCAGAGAAUGUCAAAAUCAUCCAAGACUCCAACAAAGUUAACCAGAAAGAUCUAGACCCAAAGUUUGCCUACAUUCAGGUCACAUUUGUCAAGCCCUACUUUGAUGAGAAAGAACUGGCAGAGAGGAAGACAGACUUUGAGAAAUGCCACAACAUCCAGCGUUUUGUCUUCGAGACUCCAUUCACACUAACGGGGAAGAAACAAGGUGUGGUUGAGGAACAGUGCAAGCGGCGAACGAUACUUACCACGGCCAACUCAUUUCCCUAUGUAAAGAAGCGCAUCGAGGUAGUGGGAGAAAAGCACUUGGAGCUGAAACCGAUUGAUGUCGCAAUAGAUGAGAUGAAAGAGAGGAGUGCUGAACUCACUAAGCUCUGCUCUAAUCAGGAGGUUAACAUGAUCACACUUCAGCUCAAACUCCAAGGUUGUGUUAGUGUGCAGGUGAAUGCAGGUCCGAUGGCCUAUGCCCGAGCUUUCCUAGAUGAAUCUAAAUCUGGUCAGUCCAGUAAGAAAGUAAAGGAGCUCAAGGAAAUAUUCAGGCAAUUUGUCAAUGCAUGCAGCAUGGCUCUGGAGAUUAAUGAGAGACUCAUUAAGGAGGAUCAGUACGAAUAUCAUGAGGGACUAAAGACUAACUUCAAAAGCAUGGUGAAAGAACUUUCUGAUAUCAUCCACGAGCAGAUCUUCCAGGAGGAUAUGAUGCGUUCCCUGCUGCAGAACUCUCUUCACGUGUUCCGUGCUAUCAGUGGAACCUCCACUGACCUGAGCUAGAACCUGACGGUUGCUCCUGAUUGUUCUGGAUUAUCAGCUCUUUUCACAACUGAAUGUACAAAUCAAGAUUCUAGGCCUUCAGCAAGCAUCUCUUCAGGCUACGAGAAUGCCAGCAUUUUCCGUGCCAUGUUUUUUACUUAUUGUGUACAGCAAGUUUGUGUACAUACUGCUUUUACAGUUCAUUUUAAAGCCAUCAUGAAGUCCAAAGUGACCCAAUUUAUUUUCUUAAUUCACAUUCCUGGGCUUAUCAUGUUUGCAGCAUUGUUGCUUUUAGGCCGCCUUAUUUUUCAACUCUUACUCACUUACCAUUAUUUCCACCAGAUAAGAAAAAAAGUCAUGCUUUCUUAAAUCAUAAUUAUGACACAAGUCAAAAUUAUAAUAUGCCAAGUCAUUUUGAUGAUAUAAAAUGUCAAUUAUGACAUAAGUCAUUAUUGUGAGAUAAAAGUACAAAA
Molecule: messenger RNA, 6754 nt
Organism: Sinocyclocheilus anshuiensis
Lineage: Eukaryota; Metazoa; Chordata; Actinopteri; Cypriniformes; Cyprinidae
Product: dedicator of cytokinesis protein 11-like
Exons: 53
Coding region: 135-6302 (2055 amino acids)
Biological process (GO): positive regulation of filopodium assembly; small GTPase-mediated signal transduction; positive regulation of GTPase activity
Molecular function (GO): guanyl-nucleotide exchange factor activity
Source: RefSeq, a predicted model, not a curated record